UUUCGUUUUCACUUAAGGAAAACUACAAGGAUCUUUUUCUCCCUUUGUAUUUCUCUUCCUCUUCCCCCCCUCACUCUCUCUCACCCCCCCUCUCUGUGCUUUCAAACAACAUCGGAGGGGGUGUGAGCCUGCCAAACAACUGCAGAACAGCCUCAUCAUCGUCAGCGCCCCACCAGGGUCUCAGCAUGACUUCAGUGGUUGGCGGUGGUGAGUAUGACAGCAGUGAUGGCUUGGACCAAAGGACGACGACUUCUGCCGAAGAGCUCCAGGUGGGACAGAGUAGUACUGCUAUCAAGUCGGGCUGGACCACGGUCAGCUGCCCGUGCUGCAUGUUGGAGCAGGUGGAGCCACUGGUGAUGGUUCAGCUGGGAGAACAGGUCACACCAGAGACUAAAAAGUGGAUCAUCAAGCUUAUUGAGUCCACUGAGAAAGAUGGAGGAGCUGCAUUACUGGCCCACCCUGGUGAGGAUGCUGAUGGGGACAUCAUAGUGAUCUCCGCACCUCGCUGCACGUUGCUCCGUGCCACAGAGGAGCUGGGGCUGUGUAAGGCUUACUGCAACGGAGACAUGGCUGCCUUCUCCUACCAUGAUCGGGACAACUUCAAAGAUUCUGACAACAUGCAGGUAUUCCUGACGCUGGCGGAGCAGCAGUCCAUCGUGAAGUAUGAGUUGGAUGGUCUGAGAGCACGAAAGGACCUGAGAAUACCAGGCCUGACUGACCAGCUCACGCUACAGCGCCGUGACAAUAUCUGGCGGAAGCUUCAGGAGGCCGGUGUGAUUGUGGACCAGUUUCCCCUCCAUGACCAGGACAAGCUGAAAGCCCUCCGCAAAGCCUGGUUCUCAGGGAACCAGCUGAUACAGCCGCUGGAUGGUAUCCAGGCGUACUUUGGGAGCACGAUAGCAUUUUACUUCAGCUUCCUAGAUUUCUACACCUGGUCUCUGCUCCCACCCGCAAUACUGAGCCUAGCCCUCAUAUACUUCUCAGGCGAGGCCGAGAAAGAGGUGCUUGACUCAGUCUCAAGGUCAAAGGUCCUGGCCGAUGAAGACGACUCGGUCAAUGGUCACAUGAUCCAGGCUGUCUUCAGCAUGCUGUGGUCCACAGUUUUCAUGGAGAUGUGGAAGCGUCGGAGCGCCUCGCUUUCCUACCAUUGGGGGUCCAUGCAGCUAGCAGAGUCCUUUGCCGAGCCGCGUCCUGGCUUCCACGGUGAACUGGGAGUCAACCCUGUUACCAGCCGGGUGGAGCUGCUCUUCCCUGACUGGAAGAGGCGCAUCCGUAUGGCGCUGGUUUCCCUGCCAGUAGUGGGGCUGUUUCUAGGUUUGGUGAUGCUAGGCAUGCUGGGUUUCUACUGGGGGGAGGCCCACGUGAAACAGCUGCAUCAGGAGUGGGAUUCACUGCUGUCUCAGGCGUUGCUCUAUUUGCCCUCUGUAGCUCACAUCAUCUAUACAAACAUCCUGGGGACGCUCUACAGUGCCGUAGCACUGUUCCUGACUGAGUUUGAGAACCACAGAGAAGAGUCGGCCUACCACAACUACCACACAGCGAAGGUCUUAGUGUUCACCUUCUUCAACUACUUUGCGGUGCUCUUCCAUAUUGCCUUCUACAAGCAGGACCUGCCGCUGCUUCGUAAGCGUCUGGCGUCUUUGCUGAUAGUAACUCAGUUGCUAAACCAGGUGACAGAGCUGGUGAUUCCCGUCUUGGUGGACCGGCUCAUCAGCAAACCUCACAGGACUGAGAAGGAAGAUGACCCUGAGGAGGACAAACUCAGAAAGCAACAAAAACUACCAGCAUUCCCUGGACUGUUUGCAGAGUACAUCGAACUCCUGGUGCAGUUUGGGUAUUUCAGCCUUUUCUCUUGUGUUUACCCUCUGACGGCUGUGCUGCUGCUCAUCAACAACCUCACAGAGAUACGGUCAGACGCGUACAAGCUCUGCAAGCUGUUCCGCAAGCCCUUCUCCGCACCUGUGGCUGGCCUGGGAGUCUGGCAGACAGCAUUUGAGGUCCUGAGUUUCGUCUCGGUCAUUUCCAACUGCUGGCUACUGCUGCUGUCACCACGGUUACGAGAGAUGUGUCAGGAGGGCGGGAUCAGCACCACAAACAUCCUCCUAUUGGCUGUCGCGGUGGAGCAUGUGCUGAUUGUGAUCAAGAUGAUCCUGGCAUUCCUAAUCCCGGAUGAGCCACAAUGGGUCAAAAGCAAAAGGGAACAGUUUGAGUUCAGAUCCAUGCUGGCCCUUGGACAACAGAAGCUGUAAAUCAGUGCUACUUGGGGCUGAAUGGUCCUGAAACAGGAACGAUGGUACAGGAGGAUCUUCUGUUCUGCUCCCAGGGAGAGGAUGUAUGAUGAGCUCCACUAUAUUACUGUAUACUGUAUACUGCAUACUGUAUACAGUAUACUGCAUACUGCAUACUGCAUAAUGCAUACUGUAUACUGUAUACUGCAUACUGUAUACUGUAUCCACCAGACUGCUGAGUGCCAAUACACCACAACUAUAUGCUUUACACAUUCUGCUGAUAAGGCACACACACACACACACACACACACACAC
Molecule: messenger RNA, 2543 nt
Organism: Lampris incognitus (smalleye Pacific opah)
Lineage: Eukaryota; Metazoa; Chordata; Actinopteri; Lampriformes; Lampridae
Gene: ano10b
Product: anoctamin 10b
Exons: 15
Coding region: 186-2249 (687 amino acids)
Biological process (GO): chloride transmembrane transport
Cellular component (GO): plasma membrane
Molecular function (GO): chloride channel activity
Source: RefSeq, a predicted model, not a curated record